AUGUCGUCGAUCACCUUACGAUCUUGGCCUCCUGCCCCUCGCCCGACUCCGCCGCCGCCCCAGCCGGGACACGAUUGCCUGUGGCGGCUCGACCUUUUGUCGCGGAACGACGUCAAGUUCGCCAAGAGGUGCGAAUACAAGCGGUGCUUCGAAAAUGGUUACAAGACCAUUGAGAACCCGGGCACAGCCCUAGAAUGUGGGCUCUAUGCCCUUAUCGACAGUCUGUAUGCGCAGAUUAUUGUCGAGGAGGAGUCGGACAUCCUCCCAGACCUCGACGUGCUCCGGUGGACGUGGGCCGAGUACAAGGCGGAGAGGGCGGCCUGGAUCGAGGCAUCGGCGGCUCCCGAGGAGCGUGAGUUUGAGUUGGAGCGCAUCUCCAACAACGAGCACUUUGGAGCCGACCAGCUGGCCAUAAUACUCAACAGGUAUGGCCGGCGACACCUCAACCUCGACCUGGCAUUGGGUCUUAUCAUCCCGGGCGAAGAGCCCAACAUCUUCGACGUCAUGCCCGACGCCGCCCACGCCGAGGCCAAAACGGACCUCAAGAGGGAGCUCCCCGUCCGCGUCGUCUGGAUCGCGAACGACAACAUGGAGCUCCUGACGGGCGGCGAGGCCAUGUCGCACUACGAGGGCUUGAGGCCCAUGUCCAAGAUUGAGGCGGCCAGGGACGUGGCCAAGCAGAGGGGCGAUGCCGCUGCGGCCGCUCGCAAGGCAUGGCGCCGCAGGCGACGAAAAUCCGAGUUCCGGGGGUUGGGAUGA
Molecule: messenger RNA, 759 nt
Organism: Pyricularia grisea
Lineage: Eukaryota; Fungi; Ascomycota; Sordariomycetes; Magnaporthales; Pyriculariaceae
Exons: 3
Coding region: 1-759 (252 amino acids)
Source: RefSeq, a predicted model, not a curated record